UCCGGGAGACAACACAUCGAAAAUCUUUUUAGCGAUCUUCAGGAUGGAAGAAAACUUCUGGAUCUUCUUGAAGGUCUUACAGGUCAAAAAUUGCCCAAAGAAAAAGGUACAACACGGGUCCACGCUCUGAACAAUGUCAACAAGGCACUGCAGGUCUUGCAGAGAAGUAACGUUGAUUUAGUCAAUAUUGGAAGCACAGACAUAGUGGAUGGAAAUCAUAAAUUGACCCUCGGUUUGAUCUGGAAUAUAAUUCUCCAUUGGCAGGUUAAAAAUGUAAUGCAAAACAUCAUGGCUGGGCUGCAGCAGACCAACAGCGAGAAGAUCUUACUGAGCUGGGUUCGCCAGUCCACUCGUAAUUAUCCCCAGGUCAACGUGGUCAACUUCACCACAAGCUGGUCUGAUGGCCUGGCUUUCAACGCUCUGCUUCACAGUCACAGGCCGGACCUCUUCGAUUGGAGUAGCGUGUCUGGCCCGCAGUCAGCGACCCAGAGGCUGGACCAUGCCUUCAACCUAGCCAAGCAGCACUUGGGCAUCGAGAAACUCCUUGACCCAGAAGACGUGGCCACUGUGUAUCCAGAUAAGAAGUCCAUCUUGAUGUACGUCACCUCCCUCUUCCAAGUCUUACCCCAGCACGUAAGCCUCGAGGCCAUCCGGGAGGUGGAGCGGUUACCGAGGCAGCCGGGAAAGGACACGGGCGGCGAGCAUAUCCACUUACAUCAACAGACGCAUCAUCAAAUGCACUAUUCUCAGCAGAUCACAGUCAGCCUAGCCCAGGGGCUCGGGCCGACCUCUUCAUCCUCGCCUGAACCUCGCUUCAAAAGCUACGCCUACACCCAGGCUGCUUAUGUCACCUCCUCCGACCCAUCAGAGGGCCCACACCCUCCUCAGCAGUUGGGCAGGCCCGGCGAGGAGUCCGUCGGUGGUUCCCCGGCGGAGGCGGACCUGGACGGCUACCAGACGGCGCUGGAGGAAGUGCUCACCUGGCUCCUCUCCGCGGAAGACGCCCUGCAGGCACAGGGAGAGAUCUCUGCUGACGUCGAGGAAGUAAAGGAACAGUUCCACACGCAUGAGGGCUACAUGAUGGAUUUAACAGCCCGCCAGGGACGGGUCGGCCACGUCUUACAAGUGGGAAGCCGACUCCUCGCGGCCGGGAAGCUCUCGGAAGAGGAGGAAAGUGAAAUCCAAGAGCAGAUGAACCUCCUGAAUUCCAGAUGGGAAACCCUGAGGGUGGCGAGCAUGGAGAAACAGAGCAAUUUACAUAAAGUGCUGAUGGAUCUCCAGAACCAACAGCUGAAGCGAUUAGCCGAAUGGCUGUCCCAGACAGAGGAGAGGACGAGGAAAAUGGCAGCCGAGUCCCUCGGUCCAGACCUCGAAGACCUCAAGCGUCAGGUGGAACAGCACAAGGCACUCCAAGAAGAUCUGGAACAGGAGCAAGUCCGGGUGAAUUCUCUCACUCACAUGGUGGUGGUGGUGGACGAAUCUAGCGGAGACAAGGCAACCGCUGCCCUGGAAGAGCAACUCCAGGUUCUGGGCGACCGGUGGGCCAACAUAUGUCGAUGGACGGAGGAUCGCUGGGCCGUCCUGCAAGAUAUCCUUCUCAAGUGGCAGCACUUUACGGACGAACAGUGUCUGUUCGACGCGUGGCUCACCGAAAAAGAAGUGGCCGUCAGCGGCAUCAAUCUCGCCGGCUGUAAGGACCAAAAUGAAAUGCUGACUAAUCUCCGAAAGCUGUCGGCCCUGAAGGGAGAGCUGGAGCGGAAGAAGCAGACGAUGGAGCGGCUGUGCUCCCGGAGCCAGGCCCUCCUCGCGGCCGCGCAGAGUGAGGACUUGGCCCGCAAGCUGGAGGCGUGGCUCGAGCGCUUCGCCCAGCGUUGGGACGGCCUCGCCCGGAAGCUGGAGAAGAGCUCCCUGCAGAUCUCACAGGCUGUCCCCGCCGCUCCGCCGUCACUAACGCAGACGACCGUAAUGGAAACCGUAACUAUGGUGACCACGAGGGAGCAGAUCUUGGUGCAGCAAGCUAAAGAGGGUCUGCCCCCGCCCCAGAAGAAGAGGCAGGUUGCGGUGGAUCCCGAAAUUCGGAAGAGGUUGGAUGUUGACAUGACCGAACUCCACAGUUGGAUCACUCGCUCCGAGGCCGUGUUGCAGAGCCCCGAGUUUGCCGUGUUUCGGAAAGAAGGGGACCUCUCGGAGCUCAAAGAGAAAGUCCACGUCAUAGAGCGGGAAAGGCCCGAGAAGUACCGAAAGCUGCAAGAUGCCAACAGAUCGGCUCAGGCCGUGCUGGAGCAGAUGGUGACCGAGGGUGCCGCCGUGGAGGCCGUGCGCAGGGCCGGGGAGCAGCUGAACGGCCGCUGGGCGGACUUCUGCCGGCUGCUGGCCGCCAGGCUGUCCUGGCUGGAGUGCCAGGCCUGCGUCCUGGCCUUUUAUACGGAGCUGCAGGAGCUGGAACGGGCCGUCGCCUCGGCCGAGAACCGGUGGAGGGGCCGGCUUUCCCCGGCCGACGACACCGCCGCGGUGAAAACCCAGUUGGAGAGCUGCAAGGACGACGGGGCGCGGCUGUCGGCCCUGCGGCCGCGCAUCGAGCGGCUGCAGCUCCAGGGCCGCGGGCUGAAGGAAAGGGAGCAAGUGCCCGUCUUCCUCGACGCGGACCUCCUCGCCUUCACCAACCACUUCCAGCACGUCCUCGCCAACCUCCGGGACAGGGAGAAGCAGCUGCAGACCCUUUUUGACAGUUUGCCUCCUACACAUUAUCAGGAGACAAUGAGAACCGUCCUCACGUGGAUCGAGCGGGCAGAGACCGAACUGUCCGUGCCUCAGGUCGCUGUUACCGAACGGGAGACCAUGGAGCGGAGGCUGAGGGAUUUGAAGGCCCUGCAGCGGGCCCUGCGGGAGCAGCAGCCGGGCCUCGACUCCCUGGGGAUGGCCGUGGAAGAGCUGGCCCGCAAGGCCUCCUCCCGCCAGGCGGGCCCCAAGUACCGGGCCGAGGUCGCCGGGCUCCUCUCCCGCUGGAAGAAGUCCUCGGCCCGGCUGGCCGACGUCGGCCAGAAGCUCGAAGGGCAGUUGGCCCGACUGCACCAGUACCAGAACGACAUCGAAACCCUGAAGAAGUGGAUGGCCGAAGUGGACGUUUUCCUCACGGAGGAGCGGCCCGCUCUGGGAGACCCCGACGUCCUGGAGAAGCAGCUGGAGCAGUGCACGGUUUUAGUUAACGACAUCCAGACCCUCCGUCCCAGCUGGAGCAGCGUGAACGCCACGGGGCAGCAGAUGCAGAGCGAAGCCGAGUCGCGAUUCGCCUCCGGCCUCCAGGCCGAGCUCACGGACCUCAACGCGCGGUGGGAUCACAUUUGCCAGCAGGUCCAGGCGAGGAAGGAGGCCCUAAAAGGCGGGUUGGAUAAGACGGUGGGUCUUCGGAAAGAUCUGUCGGAGCUGCGCGACUGGAUGGGCCGAGCGGAAGCCGAGUACCUCCAGAGGGAUUUCGAAUACAAGACGCCGGAAGAGUUGGAAGGAGCCGUGGAGGAACUGACGAGAGGCAAGGAGGAGGUGUCCCAGAAGGAGGGGCAGGUGGCGGCCCUGACGGAGUCGGCGAGGAGGCUGGUGUGCGGCGCCCCGCCCUCAGCCCACGGAGCCCUGCGCAACGAGCUGGACGCCUUCGUCGCCGACUUCCAGCGGCUCGGCGGACGGAUCCUCGGGAAGUGCAAGAUGCUGGAGGAAGUUUGGGCGUGUUGGUGUGAGUUGUUAGGCUACCUGGAGACUGAGCACAAAUGGCUGGACCAGGUGGCUUGGAAGCUGAAGGCAACUGAGAAUGUGUCUGGAGGCGCCGAAGAUAUCUCCGAAGCCCUGGAUUCCCUGGAGCGGUUGAUGCGACACCCCGAAGAGAACCGCAGCCUGAUCCGCGAGCUGGCCCAGACCUUAACCGACGGGGGAGUUUUGGAUGAGCUCAUCGGCGAGAAAGUGGAGAAGUUUAAUUCUCGCUGGGAAGAGCUGCUGACGGAGGCCGUGAGGAGGCAGAAGGCCCUGGAACAGAGCAUCCGGUCCACUCAGGAGAUCGACAAGACCCUCCGCCUGAUCCAGGAGGCCCUCGCGGUGGCCGACAGGCAGCUGGCCGCCUACCUCGCGGACCGCGUGGACGCCGCCCAGGUCCCUCAGGAAGCCCAGAAAAUCCAGGCGGAGUUGACCGGCCACGAAGUCAGUUUGGACGAAAUGAAGAAGCGGAGCCAGGGGAAGGGAGCCGCCACCCGGAGAGUGCUCGACCAGAUAGACGCCGCCGAGAGAAAGCUGCAGGACGUCUCCGUGAAGUUCCGCUUAUUCCAGAAACCGGCCAACUUUGAGAACCGCCUCCGGGAGGGCAAGAGGAUUUUAGAGGCGGUCAAGACGCAGCUGCCCGAGUUGGAGAUGAAGAGCGUGGAGCAGGAAGUGGUUCAGUCCCAGCUGGAGCACUGCAUGAAACUGUAUAAGAAUUUGAGCGAGGUGAAGUCGGAAGUGGAAACGGUGAUAAAAACCGGGCGCCAGAUUGUCCAGAAACAGCAGACGGAAAAUCCCAAAGAUCUGGAUGAAAGGCUGACGGCUCUAAAACUGCAUUAUAAUGAACUGGGAGCUCAGGUGACGGAAAAGAAGCAGCAGUUGGAGAAGUGUCUGAAAUUGUCCCGGAAACUCCGGAAGGAGUCGAACGCCGUGACGGAGUGGCUGGCGGCCACCGACGUGGAACUGACCAAGCGGUCGGCCCUCGAGGGCAUCCCCGUCAACCUGGACGCCGAGGUGUCCUGGGGAAAGGCGACCCAGAAGGAGAUGGAGAAGCGGCAGAGUCAGAGGAAGACCGUUGCCGAUCUCGGAGAAUCCCUGAAGGCGGUCCUGGGUAAGAAGGAAGGCCUGGUCGAUGAUAAACUCAGCCUACUGAAUAGCAACUGGAGAGCUGUAACGUCGCGGUUGGAAGAGUGGUUGAAUCUCCUGUUGGAAUACCAGAGACACACGGAGGCAUUCGAGAAGAACGUGGCGCACAUCACAGCGUGGGUGAACCGUGCGGAGACCCUCCUCGACGAGUCGGAGAAAAAGAAACCGCAGCAAAGGGACGAAGUCCUUAAGCGCCUAAAGACGGAGCUGAAUGACACGCGCCCGAAAGUGGACUCGGCGCGGGAGCAGGCGGCGAGCCUGACGGCCUACCGAGGGGAUCACUGCCGCAGGGUGGUCGAGCCCCGGCUGGCCGAACUCGACCGGAGGUUUGCGGCUCUGGCUCGGCGCGUUCAGCCCGGAAAGGUUUCCAUUCCUUUGAAGGAAUUGGAGCAGUUUAACUCUGACAUCCACAAAUUGCUCGAACCACUGGAGGCUGAAAUCCAGCAGGGGGUGAAUCUGAAAGAGGAAGACUUCAAUAAAGACAUGAGUGAAGACAAUGAGGGAACUGUGAAAGAGUUAUUGCAACGAGGGGACGCCUUACAGCAAAGCAUCCCGGAUGAAAGAAAGCGAGAGGAAAUAAAGAUAAAACAGCAGCUCUUACAGACCAAGCAUAACGCGCUCAAGGAUUUGAGGUCUCAGAGAAGAAAUAAGGCUCUCGAGAUUUCUCCCCAAUGGUAUCAGUACAAGAGGCAGGCGGACGACCUAUUGAAGUGCUUGGAUGACAUUGAGAGAAAGUUGGCCAGCCUCCCCGAGCCCCGAGAUGAACGGAAGCUAAAGGAGAUUGACCGCGAAUGGCAGCAGAAGAAGGAAGAGCUGAAGGCCGUGAACAGGCAAGCCGAGAGCUUGUCUGCGGCCGGGGCCGCACGGGCCGUGGAGCCAACCCGGAUCCAGCUCAGCCAGCGCUGGCGGGAAAUUGAGAGCAAAUUUGCUCAGUUCCGACGACUCAACUAUGCACAAAUUCAAACCCUGUACGAGGAGACGGCGACCGUCAUGGCCGAGGAACCGGCCCCGGAGGCCUCGUCCGCGCCUUCCGCUUACCUGGUGGAGCUCCUGCGGCUCUCCCGGGUCCUUUCCGAAGUGGGCUGUCUCCUCCGCUCUCCUGACCUCUCCGCGAAAGACUUCGAGAACCUCUUCAAACAGGAAGAGGCUUUGAAGAGCGUGAAGGAGCGGCUGGCGCAGUGGGCCGAGCAACUGGAGGCCGCCCGCGGCCAGGAGGAGGCCGCCCUGCGCGGCGCCGCGCCCGAGGAGCGCCUGGAGAUCCCCGCGGCCCUCGCCCGCCUCGGCUGCCAGUGGCAACAAGUCAACGCGGAGUACGGAGAGCGGCAGGGGCGGUUCGACAGGUGUGUGGAAAAGUGGCGCCAUUUCCACUACGAGCUGAAAAUCUUCAACCAGUGGCUGGCGGAGGCCGAGCGGUUUCUAGCCACAACUCAGGCGCGGGAGAAUAUAGACCGGGCCAAGUACAAGUGGUACCUGAAGGAGCUCCAGGAUGGCGUCGGGAAGCAGACGACGGUGAUCGGGGCGCUGAACGCGGCCGGGGAGGAGAUCGCUGCGCAGUCCUCGGUGACCGACGCGGAUCUUCUCAAGGACAAACUGGAAAGCCUGAACGUCCGCUGGGAGAAGGUCUGCGGGCAGUUGGCCGAGAGGAAAAAGAGACUAGAGGAAGAACAGAAUUUAUUGUGGGAAUUUGGCAGCGACUUAAAGGAAUUUGUGUCGUGGCUGGAGGCCUCGGAAGGUAUCGUCGCUCUUCCCCUGGAACCUGGCGAUGAGGAGCAGCUCAGCGGAGCCCUUGAGAAAGUGAAGUUACGCGUGGGGGAGCUGCCUCCUCGGCAGGAGGUCCUGAAGCAGUUAAACGUAACGGGAAGGAGCGCCCUUACCAGUGCGGCCACCGCCCCGGGAGAGGAGGACCAGUUGGACGGUCAGCUCCAAGCCGCCAACCUCCGUUGGACUCAGGUUUCCAAAGAUUUACCUGAGAAACAGAAAGAAAUUGAGCUUCUGCUGGAAAGUUUGGGGAAUUUCGAAGACCGGUUAAAUCAGCUGACACAGUGGCUCUCCCCUUUAAAGAGCCGAUUGGAGUUUUAUCACCAAACCGGCCAAGCAGAGGCCUUGGACAUUAAGGACACCGAAGCAGCAGUUGGAGCCAAGCGGCCGGAUGUGGAGGGGAUCUUGUCCAAGGGGCGGCAUUUAUACAAGGAAAAACCAGCCGGUCACCCAGUGAAGAGAAAGUUGGAGCAGCUGAGCUCUGACUGGACGACGGUGGACCGUUGGCUCCAAGAGCUGAGGAGAAAGCCGGCCGUGGCAACCGUGGGAGUGGUCCCUCCCGGCAGCGUGGCCGGCCGGACUGCUCCCGUCGAAGCCCAGACGUUGGUUACUAAGGAAACGACCCUCUCCAAAGGAGAAAUGCCGUCUUCCCUGCUCCCAGAGAUGCCCGCCCUGGCCGACUUCAACCGGGCGUGGGCCGAGCUCACCGACUGGCUGACCUUGUUGGACCAGGGCAUCAAAACCCAGAGGGCGAUGGUUGGGGAUCCGGAGGACAUCGGCGGGCUGAUGGUCAAACUGAAGAUGGGGCUCCAGGAUUUGGAGCAGCGGCGUCCCAAGCUGGAGGAAUUAAUCACCGCGGCCCAGAAUCUGAAAAACAAGACCGGCAACCCGGAGGCCAGAGCCGUCAUCACCGACCACAUUGAGAAAAUCCAGAGCCAGUGGGAGGAGGUGCAGGAGCACCUGCAGGGUCGGAAGCAGCAGCUGAGCGAGAUGCUGAAGGAUUCCACGCGGUGGCUGGGAGCUCGGCAGGAGGCCGAGCGGCUCCUCGACCGGACCCGGGCCGAGCUGGAGGCCUGGGCCGACGUUCCCGCCUCCGCCGAGGCCGUCCGGGCCCAGCUGGCCGAAGCCAAGCGACUGGGCGGAGAGCUCCAGCGGGGCCAGGCCGGCGUGGAUGGGGCCAACGAUUUAGCCCUCAGACUCCUCCGGGACUACUCCGCUGACGACACGAGGAAAGUGCAGAUGAUGACGGAUGCCCUGAAUGCCACGUGGACCAGCGUUGGCAAGAGGCUGAGCGAGCGGGAGGCGGAACUGGAGGCGGCCCAGCGGCUGCCGCAGCAGUUUCCCCUGGACCUGGAAGCCUUCCUGGCCUGGCUGGCGGAAGCAGAGACCACGGCCACCAUCCUGCAGGACGCCUCCCAAGAGGACCGGACGCCGGAGGACCCCCAGGCCGCCGCGCGGCUCCGGAGACAGUGGCAGGACCUCCAGGAAGAAAUCGAGGCCCACACGGACGCCUUCCACAGCCUGGACGAGAACGGCCAGAAGAUCCUGCGCUCGCUCGACGGCUCCGAGGACGCGGUCCUGCUGCGGCGGCGCUUGGAUCAGAUGAACCUCAAGUGGAGCGAGCUGAGGAAGCGGUCCCUCAAUAUCAGGUGUCGCCCGGAGGCCAGUGAGGACGGGUGGAAGCGGCCGCCCGUGUCCCUUCAGGAGCUCCUGGCCUGGCUGCAGCUGAAGGAAGCCGAGCUGAGCCAGCAGCCUCCCCUGGGCGGGGACAGCCCCACCCUGCAGAAGCAGAAUGACGCGCACAGGGCCUUCAAGAAGGAGUUAAAAGCCAAAGAGCCCGUGAUCACCACUGCCCUCGAGUCGGUGCGGACUCUCCCGGAUGAGCAGCCUGCGGCGGGACCGGAGAAGCCCUUCCUGGAAUCCAGAGCGCAGGAGUCGGGCCCGCUGCUGCGGAAGCAGGCCGCCGACGUGGCCGCCCAGUGGGAUUCGCUGAGCCGGCGUGCGGCCGCCCGGCAGCGGCGCAUCGACGAGGCCCUGGGCGGGCUGCGGGCCCUCCGCGAGGCCGCGGACCAGCUGGACGGAAAGCUGCGGCGGGCCCAGGGCGCCGCCCGCGCCUGGCACCCCGUCGGAGACCUGCCCGCCGACUCGCUGCAAGACCACCUGGAGAAAGUCAAGGCCCUCGGAGCAGAAGUCGAAGCCCUGAAGGAAAACGUGAACCACGUGAGCGAUCUUGGCCAGCAGCUGGCCGCGUCGGACAUCCCGCUCUCUCCGUGCAACCUGAACCGCCUCGAAGACCUCAACUCCCGGUGGAAGCUCCUGCAGGUGACAGUGGCUGAGCGCCUCAAGCAGUUGCAGGACGCCCACCGAGACUUUGGCCCCUCGUCCCAGCACUUCCUCUCCACGUCUGUGCAGGGCCCCUGGGAAAGAGCGGUUUCACCCAACAAAGUGCCAUACUACAUCAACCACGAGAGUCAGACGACGUGCUGGGACCACCCCAAGAUGACCGAGCUCUACCAGUCCCUAGCUGACCUGAACAAUGUCCGGUUCUCGGCUUACAGGACUGCCAUGAAGCUGCGGAGAUUGCAGAAAGCCCUCUGUCUGGACCUCCUGAGCCUGUCGGCCGCCUGCGGGGCCCUGGACCAGCACAAUCUGAAACAGAACGAGCAGCCCCUGGACAUCCUGCAGGUUAUCAACUGCCUGACCACCAUCUACGACGGGCUGGAACAAGAGCACAACGACUUGGUCAACGUUCCUCUCUGCGUCGACAUGUGCCUCAACUGGCUGCUCAACGUCUACGACACGAGUCGAACCGGGAGGAUCCGCGUCCUGUCUUUCAAGACCGGUGUCAUCUCCCUGUGUAAAGCACAUCUGGAAGACAAGUACCGCUACUUGUUCAAGCAGGUGGCGAGUUCGAGCACGGGCCUGUGCGACCAGCGGCGCCUGGGCCUGCUCCUCCACGACUCCAUCCAGAUCCCGCGCCAGCUCGGGGAGGUCGCGGCCUUUGGCGGCAGUAACAUCGAGCCCAGCGUCCGCAGCUGCUUCCAGUUUGCGAACAACAAGCCGGAAAUCGAAGCCGCGCUGUUCCUGGACUGGAUGAGGCUGGAGCCCCAGUCCAUGGUGUGGCUCCCCGUGUUACACCGCGUGGCGGCCGCCGAGACGGCCAAGCACCAGGCCAAGUGUAACAUCUGCAAGGAGUGUCCCAUCAUCGGGUUCAGGUAUCGGAGCUUAAAGCACUUUAACUAUGACAUCUGCCAAAGCUGCUUCUUCUCGGGGCGGGUGGCCAAAGGCCACAAGGUGCACUACCCGAUGGUGGAAUACUGCACCCCGACCACCUCGGGAGAAGACGUCCGCGAUUUCGCCAAGGUUUUGAAAAACAAGUUCCGAACCAAACGGUACUUUGCCAAGCACCCGCGGAUGGGCUACCUGCCCGUGCAGACGGUCCUGGAGGGGGACAACCUGGAAACUCCCGUUACCCUGAUCAACUUCUGGCCAGUAGACUCGGCGCCCGCCUCCUCCCCGCAGCUGUCCCACGACGACACGCACUCUCGCAUCGAGCACUACGCCAGCAGGUUAGCCGAGAUGGAAAACAGCAACGGAUCGUAUCUCAAUGACAGCAUUUCUCCAAAUGAGAGCAUAGACGACGAGCACCUGUUAAUCCAGCAUUACUGCCAAAGCUUGAACCAGGAGUCACCGCUGAGCCAACCCCGCAGCCCGGCCCAGAUCCUCAUCUCCCUGGAGAGCGAGGAGCGCGGAGAACUGGAGAGGGUCCUCGCCGACCUGGAGGAAGAAAACCGAAACCUGCAGGCAGAGUACGAUCGGCUGAAGCAGCAGCACGAGCACAAAGGCCUGUCCCCACUGCCACCCCCUCCUGAGAUGCUGCCCGUCUCUCCCCAGAGCCCCCGCGACGCCGAGCUCAUCGCCGAGGCGAAACUCCUGCGGCAGCACAAGGGCCGCCUGGAGGCCAGGAUGCAGAUCCUGGAAGAUCACAACAAGCAGCUCGAGUCCCAGCUGCAGCGGCUGAGGCGGCUGCUGGAGCAACCCCCAGCAGAGGCCAAGGUGAACGGCACGACGGCCUCCUCCUCCCCCAGGUCGGAGGGCAGCCAGCCCGUGCCGCUGAGGGUCGUCGGCAGCCAGACGUCAGACGCUGCGGGGGAGGAGGAGCUGGCCGGCUCGCCCCGCGACCCGAGCCCGGGGCUGGAAGAAGUCAUGGAACACCUGAAUCACUCUUUCCCUAGGCCCCGAGGAAGGAAUGUCCCCGGAAAGUCACUGAGAGAGGACCCGAUAUAGGUGACCUCUUCCGACCGGGCCGAGCGCCGCCAACCAAGACGGCGUGUCCGCCUCCCGCCGGAGGCCUAGAGUAGAUGUGUUU
Messenger RNA from Tachyglossus aculeatus (Australian echidna), 11011 nucleotides. RefSeq names its product dystrophin (gene DMD). NCBI's taxonomy places the organism in Eukaryota, Metazoa, Chordata, Mammalia, Monotremata, Tachyglossidae. Gene Ontology annotation, biological process: synaptic signaling. The transcript has 77 exons. Bases 277 to 10929 code for a protein of 3550 amino acids. Gene Ontology annotation, molecular function: protein binding; zinc ion binding. Gene Ontology annotation, cellular component: plasma membrane. The record is from RefSeq and is a predicted model, not a curated record.